This is a messenger RNA of Apiotrichum porosum, 936 nucleotides long. RefSeq lists its product as uncharacterized. The coding region runs from base 1 to 936 and encodes 311 amino acids. The transcript has 3 exons. The record is from RefSeq and is a predicted model, not a curated record. Lineage: Eukaryota; Fungi; Basidiomycota; Tremellomycetes; Trichosporonales; Trichosporonaceae.
AUGCCAAAAGCCAAAAAGGUCAAAAGGGGGACGAGAGCAGCGAUGAAGAGUCCCAAUGAACUUACUCAAGACAAGACUCGUUCCCAGAUCCAUGUCGCAGACACAUGCGACGGACACGAGGCUGCAUGUAAUACAUCCUCAGACCCUAUACCAGCUAUCCCCAAGCCGGUGGAACACGAGAACGUUGUCAAGCCCGCCAGGCUGUUGACUAGGGACGAGCAGGAGGAGAUGAACACCACAAUCACCAACUAUACGCUCUUUCUCCAACGCACGGGCGGCAGCCACACCAUUCACGCGGUCGAGUGCACCACGUGGGCCGAAGCGACAGCAGCCACAACGCCAGACUGGUCUAUUGAGCACUUCAAGCAGGUUAUGGAGUGUCUUGUCCCCCUCCCGACACCUGAUCAUAACGACACCGGAAGGAGCCGCCUCUCUAGCCUCGAAAGCGACCACAACUACAUCACAGAGCUCAAGGGCAUUGUCUCGUCGCUUAUCUGGGCUUAUGGCCGUGCUCGUCGCGCGGCCUGCGUUACGAACCGUUAUUCCAUCAAGUGGGACAUGGUCAAGGCGAUUUGGGAUGCCGCAGAAGAAUGGAGCGAGCAGCUUGUAAAGGCAGAGAACACCGGGGUCGUCGAAUGUAGCGCAGGCUGGGUUCUUUCAUCCUUCGACCUUGUGGCUGGACAGAGUUGGGCGCUGGGCGAACGGCGUCCUGCAUCUGUCGGCCAGGAGACCGCCAUCUACGUUGCUUUCGUUCCAGGCCGCGCUGCAGCGAGCCCUCGCCGAACCGUCACUUGGGCUCCGGGUCGACCGCAGGACAUGGAAGCCGCACCUCACGCUCGCGCGCGACGUGCCGUACCUCCCUUCGGAACAAAUGCGGAGUCCCCGGUUCAAAUGGCCCGUCAGCAGCUUUGUGCUCAUGAGCUCGGCACCCGAUAG